AUGGCUAUGAAAGGCAAACUCAAAACAAGAGACAAGUUGAUGAAAAUAGGAAUAAGCAGGGAAGACACUUGUGCAUUGUGUGAACAAGAUACUGAAAAUAGUCAACAUCUAUUUUUCAGAUGUCCUUUCAGCAAGAGAGUGUGUCAUGGUACUUUGCAGUGGCUUGGAAAACAAAGCACAGCUACCGAAUGUCUGUAUACUCAGUGGAAGAAAUGGGGAAGAAACUAUAGCAGCAAGAGACAACAGAAGAUAGGAUAUGCAGCAUUGACAGCAGUUGUUUAUGAAGUGUGGAGAGCCAGAAACAAUGCAAUAUGGAAUCUGAAGGUUCCUUGUCCUAAUGCUGUUGUUAGCAGCAUUAAGAAGAUUGUCUGUAUGAGGAUUCAACAUCAGGUGAAUAGUAAAUGGUCUAGAGAAGACAAGGAUUGGCUGGAAAAAAUAAAAGCAGAUGAGAGGUAG
Molecule: messenger RNA, 456 nt
Organism: Beta vulgaris subsp. vulgaris (sugar beet)
Lineage: Eukaryota; Viridiplantae; Streptophyta; Magnoliopsida; Caryophyllales; Amaranthaceae
Exons: 1
Coding region: 1-456 (151 amino acids)
Source: RefSeq, a predicted model, not a curated record